AUGCGCUCCGCCUCCAUCCUCGCCGCCGCCGCCGCCACCCUGGCCGCCGCCCAGGACAUCACCUCCAUCGUCCUCACCAACGGCGUCACCACCACAAUCACCCUCCCCGUCUUCCCGGAGCCCACCCCCUCCGUGACCGUCACCGCCACCGUCCCCGAGACGACCCUGACCGUCACCCCGGGCGCCUCCUCCUCCUCCGCGGCCGACGCCACCCCGGAGCCGAGCACCACCGUCACCGUGUCCGUCGGCACCUCCACCGUUGAGAGCGGCGUCACCACCACCACCAUCGCCGUGCCCCCCGUCCCCUUCCCCUCCGUCUCGUCCGUCUCCGACCCCGUCGUGACGCUGCCUACCUUCACCGCCCCCAUUAACACCACCCUCGCCACCUCCACCGCCACCCAGACCUACUACACCUCCGCCCCCAACGCGACCACCUCCGGCCCCGUCACGGUCCCCACUGCCGCCGCCGACAAGGUCGCGCUCAAGGGCUCCGCCGCCGGUCUCCUCGCCUUUGGUGUCGCCGGUCUCUUCUUGCUGUAA
This is a messenger RNA of Colletotrichum aenigma, 540 nucleotides long. RefSeq lists its product as uncharacterized. The transcript has 2 exons. Lineage: Eukaryota; Fungi; Ascomycota; Sordariomycetes; Glomerellales; Glomerellaceae. The coding region runs from base 1 to 540 and encodes 179 amino acids. The record is from RefSeq and is a predicted model, not a curated record.